UUGACUUUUCAAGGGUCUACUUCGUGUUCGUGGAAUAAUGUUCUUAAUUUGAUCUUGUUAGUUGUUUUUUAACAUAAUUCGAGUUGCAUUGUAUGCUGCUUAAACCUACGUUAAUUCACUAAUAUUAUGGAGGAAAAAACAUUCAUUUGGACCUCGGAGCUUACUAAAAGAUUAUUCAAAUUGAGGUUUGAACACGACUGGCUGUUUAAAAAGAAAAAGCAGCCGUGGAGGGAAUUUCGUAAAAUACUUCUGGAGAAUGGGUUUCCAGAAGAAAUGACAGUGAAUCAUGUCAGAAAAAAGUGGUCUUACACUUAUGAUAUGUAUCAAAUUGCUAAAAGGACUAAAAACAAAGAUUGGAAAUACUACAAAAUGUUUGAUAAACACUACAGCAAAUCAAAAUCAAUUUAUGAGAAGUAUCCAUCAUGGAGUGAUGAUUGGCGGCUAAAAUUGAUUACUUGUGUAACAGAGACAAAGGAGCAUAAACUAGAUUUUCAAACGAUGUGGAGGGCAAUCGAGAGAGCAAUGAGAUGCCAAGACCUCCCAAUUGACUGCUGUGUGCACGACAUGAAAGGUCUGUGGCAAAAUCUUAGGACGACUUUUAAUAGGAAGCACAGAAUAAAAAUUAAGAAGGGAUCGGAGUCGUCAGACUGGCCGCUCUACGAUGCAAUGUUGAGCUACUAUCAAAAUCAUGAGUUGGAGAAUCUGAUAAAAUUGGAGAGUGAGAACUACAUGAUCCAACUGAAUGCAUCAAGCAAGUAUUGUAAGAAGAUGGGGGUGGUUAAUGACAAGAAUGAUAAUGAGACUGAUGAAUUUCAAUGGUCAAAAGAUAUAACGGAAACAUUUAUUCAAAUUAGAUUACAAAACGACUGGCUAUUCAGGGAAAGGAAAUGGGCUUGGAAUGAGUUGGUGACAAUCAUGCGUAGUGAACAUGGUUUCCCGAAAACACUUACAAGCAGAGACUUGUGUAGGAAGUGGUCUGCAAUUUUUGGGGAAUAUCAGAAAUCAAAAGCGACAAACAAUAAACAAUGGUUAUAUUACAAUCUGUUUGAGUUGUACCUAGGUGAAGGUAGUCUAAGUUUAAAUCCUUUAAUCGGAUGGCAAGAAGAAUGGGUUUUUAAUUUUAUUAGCGCAAGAACAGAUUUAGAACAUCUUUUUAAAUUUUCUUAUAAAGACCAAACUGAAGGGUGGAGGGAAGUAGAAAAACGGUUGCGGAAUAUAGGACUGCCAUUAGAUCAUAGCUUGUUAGAUUUACCAGAAAUAUGGGCUCAUUUAUUGAAAACAUAUAAGUGGAAGCACAAAUUCGCAAGUAAAGGCAUGUUGAACGAGCCGUGGCCGUACUACGAGGCGAUGGCGCAGUAUCUCGCGACGCAACAACACGCGCCCGUCAAGACGCAGCGACGAGGCCGCGACCUCGGGGAGUGUGACGGUGACGACGGCAAUGACGACUUCGAGGACGAUAUGAAGCUGUUCGACUUGAAACAGAGGUUGAAACAGAAGACGGAGGUUGAGAACCAGUGUAGGUCGUGUAACGCAGAGGACGGCUGUGUCAACAUAUUCGAGAGGACGGACGAGGGGCUCGAGCUGGCUGACAAGCUGAGGAUCAUUGCAGGCGUUGAGGUGGACAAAUCCGACAACUUGCCGUCGCAAAUAUGCUUCAACUGUUUCCGAGAUCUCGACACAGCGUACAAAUUCAGACUGAAAUGUCAAGAAAUCGACAAACUAUUCCGCAACCAUACUCAGCAAAUAAAGAUAGAGGUUUUAGAUAAAAUUGAAGACGAUCCCGCAAAGGAUUACAAUAAUACGAAAGAGGAGUAUGGCGGUGACGAUUUGGGGGAUAUGGAUUUUGAAGACAUUAUUUCUCUAGAGCCAUCAAAAAAGGCCAAAGUCGUUAAGAAAGAGAAAGUAAUGAGAAGAAAGAAAGGUCCGAAAAAACUGAGAUAUGAUUACUGGAAGAUCUGCGAAGUGUGCGGGAAGCACACACGGAAUUUAAUUAGUCAUUUAGACAUGCAUGCCGAGGGGAAGGCUUAUUCCUGCAACGUGUGCGACAAGACAUUUAAGUUUAAAAGCGGCUUGUUGAUUCAUAAAGCUAUUCACAAUUCUACGCCGAAGAAAACUUGUCCGGUGUGCGGGAAAACGUUUCAUAUAAUGGCUCAGUUUCGGAAGCAUUUUGUGUAUCAUGCGAACGAGAGAAACUUCGAAUGUGAAACUUGUGGGAAGCGGUUCAAUACGUUAGAUAUUUUGAGGGUACAUAACAGGAUGCAUACAGGGGAAAGACCGUUUAAAUGUCCCGAGUGCGACAAGACCUUUCGCACUGCUGGAUGCGUCAGUCGACACCGCAGGAUCGUGCAUAGGGGGACAAAACUUUCCACGCAAAUUCAAUGUCAUUGCAAUUUGAGAUUGUGGUGGGUUGCGGCUCUACUGCUGGUCUGCACUCCUCAUACGUUUUGUCGAAAUGUCACGCAUGAAGACAUCCGAGACGCCAUGCUAUCACUUGUACAUAUGUUCCGAACUUCUGAAGAUAAGUUAGAGCGCCACGAAUACAGAGAGAAGGGGCUUGGAGACCAGCUCAAGAGGAUGCUGUCCGGCUUGGACAAGAAGCACAGGGCGCUGGAGCCGCUAAAGGGAAUGAUCUCUCGGCUGGAUGAGAGGCUGUCUAAUGUGGAGACUAUUUUGCUGCAGAAGGAGGAGCGAGAAAAGACAACGCAGCAGAAAACAAAUGACGCUCUAGACGCGAUACAGAAGUCUCUUCAGACGCUCACGACCACCGUGUCCAAGGGUCUGCGGCCGUCUGCUGAAGACAACCUGACAACCAACGAUGACAGUAUAGAGAGGAGGUUGGAUGCGACCGACGCUAAGCUGGACGCUGUCAAAACGGAAAUUGAGAAAUUGAAGAACAGCCUUAGUAAGGAGGCACUGCACGCGAUGUGCCUAGAAGUGUCAUCAUCAGGCGAGCACCCGCUAGGCAAGCACAUCAGCGAGGCGGAGAAGUUGUUGAACAAAUACGAGCUCAAGCUGAACGAGUAUAAUGUGAACGCGAGUAAGGUGCCCACUGACUUCGUGCCGCUCAGCGAGGUCGCCUUGGCUGAUGAUGCGUGGCACAGCAAGAUGAGUGAAGUAAUGGAAAGACAAGAGAAAGAAAUAAUAAAGAUAAAGCAGUUGCUGGGAGACGCGGAGGGAAUGUGGAAGGACCUGCCCCGACAGGAGGACCUGAAAACCAGCGCCAAUCAGACCUUGGAGGCGAUUGAGAAAGUCAAGGAACAGAUCAAGGAGAGCGAAGAAAAAACUGUGAGCAAGCUGACGACGAAACUCCGCGAGAUGUCCGACCGGCUGGCCGCCACCAACCAGGACAUCCAGGCCAGUCUCACGCAGAGCAACGUCUUGACGGAGCGCGUCUACAACGACAUCUCCAGGAGCUAUGACACUUUGCGGACCGAGGUCCAAACCCUUACAAAGAGCGAGCACGUGAUGUUGACGACGGCAGACAACGUGCUUUCCACGAAGAAGCUGGUGGAGUACGGCAUCCAGCAGAUCUUAGUGGACGUCGGCGAGAGGAUCCGGGCUCACUCCAACCAUUUGAAUAAAACCAUCAAUGAAAGGUUCGAAUCCAUGGGCAGUUCGCUGCUGGAUAACCAGUUGACGACUCGCACUAACCUGAGCGACAAGAUUGAAUCAGAGAUGGCGCCAGUGUGGCGGCAAAUCGGCAUUAUGUACAAGCAACUAACGGCCAACAAGGAGUCCCUCGAUAAGCUUACGGAACAAACCGUCCUAUACGUAAAUGGCAGCGCGUCUACAAUGGAAAACAUUGACAACAAGGUGGGAAUGAUUAAGAGCCGUAUGUCGGAAGUGGACGAUAAUUUGAACUAUUUGUUGGGAAGGCUGUCGUUGGUCACGCAAGAGUUUAGCCAGAUCAAGAUUGGGCUCGGCGAGGCGUUGGAGAAGGCUAAAACUGGACUAAGCACGGUGCAAGCUAAACUUGAAGAAGCAGAUAAAGGUCCUGGUCCCCACAAUAUCACAAGUGAAGAAAAUAAAGUGUAAUUUAAAACGAAUGUAUUAAGUAAUGCCAAAACUAACUAAGAAUAAUGUAAGAUUUACUACAUAGACAUAGAUUUAAGCAGACUGAAAAUUAGUAGUCUUAGUGAAAUGAAACUCGCAACAUAUUAACUUUUGCAAAUAUUUAAUCUCUUUCAUAAUUGUGGAUCUAUAUAUUUAUAUUGUACAAGUUAUGUAUAUGAUACAAUUAAACUUUUAUUGUGACAGAUAUUCGGAUGUCACUUACAAGUGAGCGCGUAAAACCAACAAUAUACAUCUGACGAGGUUCUAAGAAAGUGAAUAAUGAACUUUACUGUACAAUCAUAUUUUGAUAUAAUAAUAUUGAUCUUAAAUAAUAUACACACAAAUUAUUUGUCUCCCA
Messenger RNA from Plodia interpunctella (Indianmeal moth), 4411 nucleotides. RefSeq lists its product as uncharacterized. Gene Ontology annotation, cellular component: nucleus; plasma membrane. NCBI's taxonomy places the organism in Eukaryota, Metazoa, Arthropoda, Insecta, Lepidoptera, Pyralidae. The record is from RefSeq and is a predicted model, not a curated record. The coding region runs from base 127 to 4035 and encodes 1302 amino acids. Gene Ontology annotation, molecular function: zinc ion binding. The transcript is spliced from 28 exons.